Physeter macrocephalus (sperm whale) is the source of this 9338-nucleotide messenger RNA. It is a transcript of the gene SYNJ2, whose product is annotated as synaptojanin 2. NCBI's taxonomy places the organism in Eukaryota, Metazoa, Chordata, Mammalia, Artiodactyla, Physeteridae. The coding region runs from base 1 to 4029 and encodes 1342 amino acids. Gene Ontology annotation, molecular function: phosphatidylinositol-4,5-bisphosphate 5-phosphatase activity; SH3 domain binding; RNA binding. Gene Ontology annotation, cellular component: presynapse; perinuclear region of cytoplasm. The transcript is spliced from 25 exons. Gene Ontology annotation, biological process: phosphatidylinositol dephosphorylation; synaptic vesicle endocytosis. The record is from RefSeq and is a predicted model, not a curated record.
AUGGCUUUAAGCAAAGGGCUGCGGCUGCUCGGGCGGCUGGAGGCCUCGGGGGAGAGCAGCAUCCUGCUGGAGGCGCGCGGCCGCGGGGACUGCUUGCUCUUCGAGGCCGGCACGGUGGCCACGCUCGGUGAGUGCGGCAGGCGGCGCCGCCCGGGGCUCCGGGCCGGCGAUUCCGCAGCGGCGCCGGGGCUCGGGCCGCGCCCUGGUCCCCUGUCCCGGGGAGGAUGCCCGGAGGGGAGGCAGCCAGACAUCACCAGCGGCUGUCCUGCCGGGACCCAGAGGCUGCAAACGAUUUACAUGGAUGAUGGAGUGUCGUCUUUUGUUCAGAUCAGAGGCUCCGUUCCGCUGUUUUGGGAGCAGCCAGGGCUUCAGGUGGGUUCCCAUCAUCUGAGACUCAACAGAGGCCUGGAAGCCAACGCCCCUGCUUUCGACAGGCACAUGGUGCUUCUCAAGGAGCGGUAUGGGAAGCAGGUGGUCGUGAACCUGCUGGGGAGCAGAGGCGGAGAGGAGGUGCUCCACAGAGCCUUCAAGAAGCUGCUCUGGGCUUCUUGCCACGCCGGCGACACGCCUAUGAUCAACUUUGACUUCCAUCAGUUUGCCAAAGGCGGGAAGCUAGAGAAAUUGGAGAACCUGCUGAGGCCACAGUUGAAGCUGCACUGGGAUGACUUUGAUGUGUUUGCCAGGGGCAAGAAUGUGAGUCCACGUUUUCAGAAAGGCACUUUGCGGAUGAACUGUCUCGACUGCCUGGACCGAACCAACACGGUGCAGAGCUUCAUCGCCCUCGAGGUCCUCCACCUGCAGCUUGAGAGCCUAGGGCUGAAUUCAAAGCCCAUUGCCGACCGCUUCGUGGAGUCCUUCAAAGCCAUGUGGUCUCUGAACGGGCACAGCCUGAGCAAGAUAUUCACGGGCAGCCGGGCCCUGGAAGGGAAGGCCAAGGUGGGGAAGCUGAAGGACGGGGCCCGGUCUGUGUCUCGCACAAUCCAGUCCAACUUCUUCGACGGGGUGAAGCAGGAGGCCAUCAAGCUGCUGCUGGUCGGGGAUGUGUACACUGAAGAGUCUGCGGACAAAGGAAGGAUGCUGCUGGACAACCAGGCCCUGCUGGCGACUCCCAGGACCCUGCGAGCCAUGUCGGAGCGCCAGUCGGAGUUCACGAAUUUCAAGCCCGUGCGCGUCGCCGUGGGCACCUGGAAUGUGAAUGGAGGGAAGCAGUUCAGGAGCAACCUGCUGGGCACUGCCGAGCUGGCCGACUGGCUGCUGGAUGCGCCCGUGUUUUCCGGAGUCUCUGGAUCCCAGGAUGACAGCAGCCCAGCCGACAUAUUUGCCGUGGGGUUUGAAGAGAUGGUGGAACUGAGCGCGGGGAAUAUCGUCAACGCCAGUACCACCAACAGGAAGAUGUGGGGUGAGCAGCUUCAGAAAGCCAUCUCACGCUCUCAUAGGUAUAUUCUCUUGACUUCGGCACAGCUGGUGGGCAUCUGUCUUUACAUCUUUGUACGUCCGUACCACGUCCCCUUCAUCAGGGACGUGGCGAUUGACACAGUGAAGACGGGCAUGGGGGGAAAGGCGGGGAACAAGGGCGCCGUGGCCAUCCGCUUCCAGUUCCACAGCAGCAGCUUCUGCUUCAUAUGCAGCCACCUGACGGCCGGGCAGUCCCAGGUGAAGGAGAGGAACGAGGACUACAGCGAAAUCACCCAGAGGCUGAGCUUCCCCAUGGGAAGAAACAUUUUUUCUCACGAUUAUGUGUUUUGGUGCGGCGAUUUCAACUACCGCAUUGAUCUCACUUACGAAGAAGUCUUCUAUUUUGUUAAACGCCAAGACUGGAAGAAGCUCCUGGAAUUUGAUCAGCUACAGCUACAGAAAUCAAGUGGAAAAAUUUUUAAAGACUUUCACGAAGGCACCAUUGACUUUGGACCCACCUACAAGUAUGACGUUGGCUCUGCUGCCUACGACACAAGUGACAAAUGCCGCACCCCGGCCUGGACGGACAGGGUCCUGUGGUGGAGGAAGAGGCAUCCUUUUGACAGAACAGCUGGAGAACUCAACCUUCUAGACAGUGAUCUGGACGCUGACACCAAAGUCAGACACGCCUGGUCUCCUGGUGCCCUCAAGUAUUACGGCCGAGCAGAGCUGCAAGCGUCUGACCACAGACCCGUGCUGGCCAUCGUGGAGGUGGAAGCGCAAGAAGUCGAUGUGGGUGCUCGGGACAGGGUGUUCCAGGAAGUGUCCUCUUUCCAGGGCCCCCGGGACGCCACCGUCAUCGUCAACCUUCAGUCGCCCACCUCCGAAGAGAGAAACGAGUUUCCCGAGGACGUGCGCACGGAGCUCAUGCAGACCUUGGGCGGUUACGGGACGAUCCUGCUUGUCAGGAUCAACCAAGGGCAAAUGCUGGUGACUUUUGCAGACAGUCACUCGGCGCUCAGCGUGCUGGAUGUGGACGGAAUGAAGGUGAAAGGCAGGGCUGUGAAGAUUAGACCGAAGACCAAGGACUGGCUGAAAGGUUUGCAAGAGGAGAUCAUUGGAAAGCGGGACAGCGUGGCCUCCGUGUCCCCCACCGCCAACUCCUGUCUGCUGGAGGAAAGCUUCGACUUCACGAGUCUUGACUAUGAGUCUGAAGGAGAUAUUCUCGAAGACGAAGAAGACUAUUUGGUGGAAGAGCUGAGCCAGCCUGUGGUCUCAGAUAGCCAAGUGGGGGGAGACGAGCCCGCCGAUGCCCCCGGCUCCACGGCAGUGGCGCCUCCCAGCCGGUCACCAGCACUCACCAAAAAGAAGCAGCAUCCGACCUACAGAGAUGUUGCUGAGCUGGUGGAGUUAAAGCAGGAGCUGGAAGCAGUUGGGGACUUCCGCCACCGCUCUCCAAGUCGGUCUCUGUCGGUUCCCAGUAGGCCUCGGGCACCUCACCCACCGCAGAGACCCCCCCCUCCAACUGGUUUAAUGGUGAAAAAGUCAGCCUCGGAUGUGUCCAUCUCCUCUGGCACCCACGGGCAGUAUUCGAUUUUGCAGACAGCAAAACUUCUGCCAGGAGCACCUCAGCAAGCACCCAAAGCUAGGACUGGGAUAAGUAAGCCUUAUAACGUCAAGCAGAUCAAAACUACCAAUGCUCAGGAGGCGGAAGCAGCAAUCCGAUGUCUCCUGGAAGCCAGAGGAGGCGCCCCAGGAGAAGCCCUAAAUGCCACAGCCUCGAGGGACCAGGGAUCUUCCAAACCGGAGCCCACAGCGGCUGUGGCCCCACUCCUGCCCCGUCGGCCUGUACCCAGAGUUCCUGCCAUCAAGAAGCCAACCUUGAGGAGGACAGGAAAGCCCGCGUCGUCAGAAGAACGGUUUGGGCAUCAGGCCGUCCAUUUUACAAUCGGGCCCCCGGAGACGAGCCUUGACACCCCUCCUCUAGCGACAGUCCCUCCCGUUCCCAAACCGAGAACACUUCAGCCCGGGAAAGGUGCCGCUGCCUCCGGGAAGCCAGCGCCGGACGAGGCCCCGACCGCGGCCGCCCCGCCCCCUCCGGAGGCCCCGCCCCUCGUGCCCCAGGUGCCCCCGCGGAGGAAGAAGUCGGCGCCGGCGGCCUUGCACCUGCAGGUGCUGCAGAGCAACUGCCAGCUUCUCCAGGGGCCCCCCUGCAGCAGCCCCAGCAGCGACUGUCCCCCCGCACCCCUGUCUGCUGGGGGCGCACUCUUCCCCCAGCCGGCUUUCCUUGGCCCUUCAUCACCUGCAAGCCCUGAGGCUGAUGGCACCAAGGACACGAAGUCAGAGGCCGCCCCCCUCCUCGGUGAUUAUCAGGAUUAUCAGGAUCCCUUCUGGAGCCUUCUCCACCAACGUAACCUGUUGAAUAACUCCUGGCUUCCCAAGAGCCCUGACCCCCUGGACUCGGGGAACAGGAACCUCGGAAGAGCACACGCAGCCCCCCAGCAAGUCAGUGCCUCACCUGCCCAGGAGCCGCCACUGGAGCACAGAGAAAAAGACUUCGGUCACUGGGUGACAACCAGUGACAAGGACAAGAGGACGGUGCUGCAGGUGUUUGACCCACUGGCGAAAACAUGACUGGGAAACUCCAACAGCAGCCCUCCCGCAGGAUGUGUGCCUUCUCGCUCUGGUCUCACCUUAACAGGGGAAAGCCCACUGGUCUCAGCUCCCCAGUUGAAAGAGACAUCUAGUUAAAGGCACACUGAAAAAACACUGAUACUCUUGUGUAGUUUACAAAAAUUGUGUCUCUUAUUCAGUAAAUUAUUCAGCCACCAAAAUAUGUUUUAUUCCAGACUUGUGCAUGUUAAGUUUCCUCUCAGGAUGUGAGAAACCUCCGGGUAGAUUCGGUAUACGGAUUUUAGGAAAGAGAAUCUAGCCGAUAAUGCUCAAGAAGUUCCCUCCCAUUGAAUUUUAAACGGUUGUUCAAGUUGUGUUUGUAUGUGGUGAGUUUUUUUUUAAAAUAUUGUUUGUAUUUUACAGAUUUGGAAUAACUUUUUGGUGACCCACCUGAAGGUUGAGGAAUACUGUAAGGAUUCCACUAAAAGGUGGUUGGGACCAUUAAGAGCUGUACCUGGCCGCUGACACCAGGUUAAAAAAGAUUUCAGAGUAGGAAGCAGCAAAUAGGUCAACCAAAAGAUUAGACUGUACAUUCCUGGGAGCCCUUAUGUUUGUUUAUGUGCAUGUAUAUUAGCCAUGAUUAUGUGUGCGUCCUGGGGGAGAUGGUGUCAUUCCCUGCUUUGGUUCCGGAGCAUAUACCAUUAACUUCACCUGAGCUCCAACUGCCUAAGUCUCCUGUACCAUGUCUUAGACUUUGCAUGUCCCGUAAAUUGCUACAGUCCUGAGCUCUGGUGUGCUACCAGUUUUUACACACUCUCUAUUCCCUAUUAAAUAAAACCUCAUGGCUUUCUUUUUCUCCGUAUAUUCCAUAUUCAGAAAAAGCACAAAAUAUGAAAACUCAUACUGGUACAUACAAGUACUGAUUUUCAUUAUUAUAAUUUGAAGAAUAUUUGUUUUAGUCUGGUCUACCUAGCUGUGGCUUCAGGAAGGAAAGUUACCACAUGUCCCCAUAUAUAAGAAACCUCAGGAUAUUCUAAGUUAGCUUAUCUACAUUUUUAUUAGGUUUUUUUUUUCCUGUACAUUUCCAACACCACUUCUUACCUGUUCAGUCUUUAAAAAAGACAUCACCAUACUGCUUUACAUUUUUAAAAGAAUGUUAUAAGGCCUAGAACUCAUUUGGAGCAGAUACCAUAAUUUUGCCAAUAAGAAAUUUACUGGCAAAAUCUCAGUGUGCCACAUACUAUGUUUAGGAGUCUUUCAUGUCAUAGACUCAUACAGCAAUGGUUCUGUGUUAUCCCUAAUGUGACCAGGGAAUUCCUGUACUCAAAGCUAAUGGUUAGGAUGGCAGGCUCCUUUUACUGAUCAGACCUCUGGGAUUUCAGAAUUAACUCUCAUUGCCACUAUCAAGAUACAUUACAGAUUAUACAAAAACAAAACUGUAUCUCAUUUCAUCUGAAAACUAAUAAAAGAAAAAGAUAUUAGUGACCCAUAUAGAUAAAUAGAUAAUACGAGUAGUUAACCAGUAGUAAAAGAUGGUGUUUUUAGCCUUAGCUGAUUGAUUAGGACACCUUCGCUAGCACUUACAUGCUUUAUAUCAUUUUUACCUCUCUGAGAAAUGCAAGAAGUAAACAACGUGAUCCUUGAAAGCGUUAGGAGGAGAAAGGAAGCAAGAUGGGUAAGAGGCUCUGGAAAGGUAGAUCAUUUACCAGGAUUCGCGUCACUUCUAAAGGGCAUGGUUGGGAAUGGAAUCGAAGAUUUCUUAAUUUAAACACUCUUUUCUCCAUAACCUCUUUUCCUACUAAAAAGGAGGUGAAUUUGAAGGUAUAUCUAUGUAACAGUGAGUCAGAAAAGCAGGGGGAAAGUAAGCACCACAAAAGUUGCUUCCAGUGCUUAAUUUUCAGGUUUCUUCUUUGUUCUAGAUAGCAAAUAGCCAAUAAAUGGUACACAGAACAGAAUUUCACUUAAGAUAGGUGUUCAUCACACAAAUAGUUCUUAAGAAUCUGACAGUAAGUAUUAACACACAGAACUGUAUUGAGGCAGGUCACAGGAAAAAUUACAAGUAGUUUAACAUUAAGAAAUGAAUAUUAUUUGCUCACGGCUGUUGAGAUUUAAUGAAUAACAGAGACUGGAUUGUGAGUUGAUAAUAUGUAAGGUUCUUGUACUAACGUUCACUUUAAAAAAAAAAAAAAAAAAAAGGGACGGGGCUUCCCUGGUGGCGCAGUGGUUGGGAGUCCGCCUGCCGAUGCAGGGGACACGGGUUCGUGCCCCGGUCCGGGAGGAUCCCACAUGCCGCGGAGCAGCUGGGCCCGUGAGCCAUGGCCGCUGAGCCUGCGCGUGUGCUUAACAGUGGGUAUCUUUCCUAGGUUAACGGUAGAGUUGGGGUUGAAUAAUCUCGACAAUGAGCAGCUGCCAUCCUGGGGAUUUCGUUCUGUGGUUUUUAUUUCUAAUCUUUCUUUGAUGUUCCCACACCAGCCUUUUUAUUGUGACCUUGCAGUUUAUUUCAUUACUGUUGUGUAAGGUGUUACAGUUCACCACAGUAUUUUAGGCACAGACUUUACAAUUCGGCAUUGUCUCCCUGACCCCAAUUAGAUUAUCUUUUUACAGUAUAAUCUUCCCGGACUGCUUGCCAAUUAAAAAAAAUUUGUUCCAGUAAAUUAUUGAAACAGGGACAUCUGCCCAAGAAAGUCCAGUAAAAGUUUAAAGUUGUUGAAGUUCACGACACUUAAAAUUCUCCUGACCUGUGUAUAAGCAAGGUAAUGUAUUAAAACAUUUGCUUUAUAAUGAAGUAAUUCUAUUAGAAAGGACUGCAGAAAUUACUUAUUGGAUCUUACUGGAUGACUAGCAAUGAAUAAAAACCCUAAUGUUUAUGUGAAGUGAUAAUUUGUACUGAAAUUGUAAAAAAAAAAAAAAAAACUUUUUAAAUGUUUUAUCUUUUUCUUUUUUAAAUGUGGCUUAUUUCUUUUCAGAAAUGAAGAGAACCUUGGGAUAUCUUCCUUGGCUAGCCUUUUAUUCUGGAUGAAAUGCGAUUACUAGUUAUUCCUCUGAGUUUUUGGUUUUGUUUCUUUUUUCAACCAUCAAAUUAAGUUGAAGCAACAUAAAAGUAAUAAUUUGGUUCAGAAUUUAUGAGUUGAAGGCUGCUAGCAGGGACCACAGCCAUAACAUAUAUAAUAACUUUAUGCUAUAAUGUUGAGAGAUGCUGGGAUUCAUUUUCUAUAGGAUCUUAUAGCAAACUUAGAUUGCUGGGGUGGCUUGAGUACAUUACUUCAUAGAAGCCUGGAGAAAGGAGUAAACAAUCUUCCAGUUCUGUCUAGGUUUGUUCUUAGCUAAUUAAUAGACAAAAUUUAGGUCAUAAAUGUUCUCUGAUGCCUUUCAGGAAUAAGAAUAUACUGACAAUCUCCACAUCAUAAAGAUGCCCAGUCCUUCCUGACCAGUAAGGACUAUAUUGAAUUCAUUUAAUCUGAGUGCCUGGGACUUGGAUGGGGAAGAAGGAAACGGCUGGUUACAGUACCUUCCUUUCCCAAGGUCAUGUAUUGAAACUCACUCUCAUACAAGGCAAACUGUUUGCAGUUAUAUAAUCAGCUCUGUCUCCAUGAGGUAGGAGAGUACAAAUGAGAGAGUGAUUAAUUCUGAAUUGAGGGCCAGGGGAGAUUUGAGAGAAGAGGAUUAAGAAUAUGACAUGUAGCAAAGUGGAUUUAUGUACAUAGAAAGAAUGAGCCGAUGGGAAAGAAUUUCAGAGCACCUUAAAUGACAGUUUAGGAUUUUAUUUUUAGGAUUUUUAUCUGUUUAUGUAGAUAAUAGAAGUAGUAGGUGGCAAAAAUACCUAAAUAAAUCUGAGUGUUAGCGUGCUUAAGAUUACAGGCUUUGCCUGGGCUAAUAGCAGUAUUUCAGAGCAUCUGGAACAUCAUUUAUAAACGGUGUGAGGUCGGGGGUCCAACAUCCUCCUCAGUGAUAGUUAUACUAUACCAUUUAUUAAAUAAACCAUUGCUCUCUCUUUCUUAAUUGGGUUUCUCAAGGUGUUACCCAGUUUUUUUUGACAUUUUCAAAUAACAACAUUGGUAUUUGUAUAUCCUUUCUAUUGUUUAUUUUUAUUUUGUUAUGUCGGUUUUUAAAACAUUUUUCAUUAACUUCAACUUAUCUUUAAUUUGCAUCCUUUUCUACUUUUUGUUUAGUUAUUUUCCUAAUUUCUUAAUUAAAGCUAGCACUGGGUUUCAUUAUUUUUAGUCUUCCUUAACAAUAAAGACAUUUAAGGUUAUAUAUUUUCCCCUGAUUGUAACUUUAACUGCACCCUACACAUAUUAGCAUGAAAGAGUCUUUUUCAUUAAUCUCUAGACUGUAAUUUGCUUUUAGUUUCUCUUUGAUUCAAGGGAGACUGUGCAAUUUUCCAAUAGUUAAGAGUUUGUUUGGCAUUUUAAAAUUGCUUCCUCCUAAUUUUGUUGGAUUAUGACCUGAGAAUAUGGCCUAGAUAAACAUCUACGUUUUAAAAUUUAUUGAGGUUUCCUCCAUGGUCAAGUGCAGGAUUGAGUUUUCUAGUGAUUUCAUCAAUACAAAAUAAAAAUGUUUUUUAGUUGUAGGGUAAAAAAGUGUGUGUUGUGUGACAUACAAUGUGUUGGUUCCAAUGUCCCCCAAUGGAACAGGUCUUUCUGGAAGGCACUUCUGUCAGGGGAUGGGUGCAGGCUCUAGUUCUAACUCUAAUACAGUGGCCUCCCAUUGUUCUUACUGAGGAUCCUUAGAUUUUGUUGAAUAAAAGGCUUCUCAAUUUGUUGUAAGUCUUUUGAUCAAUCUCUAGACAUUUGAAUGAUUGCCUUUGCUACCUUUGACUAGUUUAAUAAUCUCUUUCUCUUGGGGAGAGGUUUCCUUAGCUGCUCAUACUGCCAUUACAGUCUCUGCUUCCUGGGCUCUCUGUUCUUGUGCCACUGGUCUACCUGUCAAUCUCUGUAUCAAUAUCAUGUAUUAUUUCUUUGAUAUCUGGUAAAACAAGCCCUUCUAUUCUUGAUCCUUAGCAUUUUCAUAUAAAAAUUUUGGAAUCAAUUCAUCAAGUCCUAUUUAAAAACUAAAACCUAUUGGAAUUUUUUACUGGGACUUCUUAAAAUAGAAUGGACAUCUUUACAGGAUUGAUCCUUCAAUCUAAGAACACGGUAUAUUUCUCCACUUAAGUAUUUCAUUAAUGUUUCUCAAAGUUUUUAACUUAUAAAAUUUUUCAAACAUACAUGAAAUCAGAGUGAAUAGUUUGAACUCUCAUAUAUCCAUCACCAGGAUUUAAUAGUAAUUUAACAUUUUGCUAUAUUUGGUUUAUUUUUUUCCUUUGCUGAAAUUUUUUUAAAAAUUCUGCU